GGUUGAUUAUCUUGUUAUCGGUUCUGUCUGUUUAUUGGUUAUCUUUGUCAGGUGUUCUCCCAUGUCCAUGUAUUUAAACCCUCAUGUUUUCCAUUUUGCUUUGUUAGGUAUUAUAUGUUUGGUAUGCUGUUCAUGUCAAGUUUAUGUCAAGUUCAUGUUUAUGUUUGCUUCAUGUUUAUAGUUAGGGUUUUCACGUUUAUUAAUAUAUUUGCACUUGGGUUCUUUACACCAUCAUCUUCUCUUUGUUUACAUCAUUGCCAGCACCAGCAGCAAUGUUACAGUUUUAAUUGAGUGUCUGAUCCUGAGCUUUACUGUAUGUUCAUUUUGAAAGUGUUUUGUUUCACCCACAGAUGAUCAGAAACUCCACCCUCAUGAAACACUUACCAGGAAGUGACUGUCUUAUUAUUUCUCACUUUACUCUCAUACUGAUUAUUUUCUUUAUUUUUGGACUCAGUGAUCAGUGAAGAACGAAGGGAAAGACUUUCAAAAAAGAUUUUUGUGAAGUUUGUUUUAGAGUCGACAGCAGAUCUUUGGUGAUUCUGAUGAUUAUUCAUUAUUGAAAGCAACAUUCAGAAAGUGAAAGUAAAGUUCAGAUCGUUGGAGCUUUUAUAAACAGUGAAAAUGGAUUCACUAUAUGUGGAAGAACUUUCUUGUCCCGUGUGCUCUGAAAUCUACAAGAAUCCUGUUGUUCUGUCGUGUAGUCACAGUGUGUGUAAAGAGUGUCUUCAACAGUUCUGGAAAACCAAGAGAACUCAGGAGUGUCCUGUCUGCAGGAGAAGAUCUUCAACAGAAGAACCUCCUGUUAGUCUUUCACUAAAGAACUUAUGUGAGUUAUUUGUGAAGGAGAGAAAUGAGACGGAGAUCUGCAGUUUACACAGUGAGAAACUCAAACUCUUCUGUCUGGACGAUAAACAGCUGGUGUGUUUAGUGUGCAGAGAUUCAGAGAAACACGUCAAUCAUAAAUUCAGAUCCAUCAGUGAAGUUGUUUCAUCUUACAAGGAGAAACUCAAUACAGCACUGGAGUCUUUACAAGAGAAACUCAAACACAAAGAAAACAUUAAAGGAGAGUUUGAUAAAUCAGUUAAACACAUCAAGACUCAAGCUGAGCACACAGAGCGUCAGAUUAAAGAGGAGUUUAAGAAGCUUCAUGAGUUUCUCCGAGAUGAAGAAGAAGCUACAAUCACUGAACUGAGAGAGGAAGAGGAGCAGAAGAGUCAGAUGAUGAAGAAGAAGCUUGAGGAGAUGAACACACACAUCUCAGCUCUUUCACACACAAUCAAAGACAUGGAGGAAAUGAUGAAAGCCAAUGACGAUGUCUCAUUUCUAAAGAACUUUAAUGUGACAAUGGAAAGAGUCCAGAGCUCACAGCCGGAUCCACAGAUGACUUCUGGAGCUUUCAUUAAUGUGCCACAUUACUUGGGCAACCUGACAUUCAGAGUCUGGAAGAAGAUGCAAGACAUUGUCCACAAGACUCCUGUGAUUCUGGAUCCAAACACUGCAAAUCCACGUCUGAUCCUGUCUGAUGAUCUGACCAAUGUGAGAUUCAGCGAGAACAGACAAACAUUACCUGAUAAUCCAGAGAGAUUUGACUGUGAUUCGUGUGUUCUGGGUUCAGAGGGUUUUAACUCAGGAACACACUGCUGGGAUGUGGAGGUUAAAGACAAUAAAGGCUGGAGUCUUGGAGUAACUACAGCAUCAAACCAGAGGAAGGGAUAUGUUUUCUUUAACACUGAUGUCUGGAGUGUGGGGUAUAAUAAGACUGGAUAUCUUUCAUGGUGUCCCACUGUGUUUCGUGUCACACAGAAUCUUGAGCGUGUGAGAGUUCAUCUGGAUUAUGAUGGAGGAAAAGUGUCAUUCUCUGAUCCUGUAACUAACACACAUCUACACACAUUCACACACACAUUUACACACACACUCUUGCCAUAUUUCAGGAAUUAUGCUGCCACUCCUCUGAGGAUUUUACCAGUAAAAUGUUUGUAACAACAGAAAAUAUCUGAAUGUUUUUUUCUUUGAGAUAUUUCAUAUUAAAUAUAUAAAUCAUAACCCAACAUAGACUAAACAACUAACAUUUAAUCAAAUAAGAUUGAGUAUUACCAUCCCACACGACUUCUUAACCAGCUCUUUCAUAGUUCAUAGAAAUCUGUUCAAUUUGAUCAUACUGUAAAAACACUUCAUUUCAACAUUUACUCUCCCCAUCCAGUCUGUUUGUUUGUUUUGUUUUGAUCUGUAUUGUUAAAUAACAACAGAAGGUCACAUGAUGACUUAAAGUUCAUCAAGAGUGAAUCAUCCAGGAGAAAUAAUUAAUACACAUGUAGAGACACGAACACAAAACACCAUCAGAGUAACACAUGUGAUACUAAAAUAAUGCAAUAAACAUCCAAAUAUAACACAGAACUCCCCAAAGUACAUAACUGAUAUUAAAGAAUAAGAAGAAACAUCUCUAUUUCCAUAGAAUAUAAUGAGAUGUGAAGGGUCACGCAGGGAAUUCUGGGAACGCCCAAUUAUUGUUUUUCACCGUAAUUUUAACAAUAGUUUAGUGUAAAACUACAUGUAUUCUCUUGUUAGAUAUAAUAUACAUUUUUAACAUUAAUUAUACAGUGAAAUCAUAAUUUUACAUCUAAAAUAAAUACAAUAUUUGACUGUCAAUUUGUACUUUUUUAUAUAUGUUAAGGAAACUUCCUGUUAUAAUAUCUUGUGUCGCAAAUAUAGCGUCAAAUUAAGAAAAUUUAUUUAAACUUUAUAAAUAAAAUUUGUUGUCAAUGAGAAAUAUUUGCUGAAAAUGUUCAAUUUGCUGUGAAUAAAUGUAUUUUUAGGGGAAUUUAACACCUUUAUUAAAAAAUGAGAAAUUAAUGUUUAAUUAUAUUAUAUUUUCUCUGUAAAAUUAUUAUUUGUUUUUACACUGGAAGAAAUCCUUUUUUUUUUUUUUUUACAUAUUUUUAAAGAAAUCUCAAGUCAAAAAAUCAUUUUCACAUGUUAAAAUCAUGAGGUUUACCUUCAUUUAAAGGGGAAUGCCUGUUUUUUUCUGUAACACAUAUAAUGAGUUAAGUAAGAAUGAAAAUGUACAUUUUAUGUGAGUAAAUGUAUUUUAGGGGAAUUGAACACUUUUAUUAAAAAUAAUGAAUGUUUUUAUACUUGAAAUGGAAGAGCUUUAUGAAGUAGAAUCUCUGUACCUCUAGAUUUAUACAGUAUGCUGAAUUGAAAUGGUAUAGCUGUCCUACCCUAUUUUUCCUCAUUCUGUUGUGGUCUGCAGGUAAAAGGUGUGUUUCAUGUAGUAUUAAGAUCAUCAAAUGGUUCAAUACUUUGUUACACUUAGUUGGUGAGUUUAGGCGCAUAACAUUCCAGUUUGAGAAAGUUACAUGACCUAAAAAACUGAAUGAAUCAGUUUCUUUCAGCUCGUUAUUAAACUCAUUUUUAUUGGUGCAUUUCUACUUGUGCUGACAGGAUGACAAAGAGUGCAUGACAUCAUCACCAUGGUAACCAGAUUCAUUUCAGCGGAUUUGUAGAGAGACUAGAAUGAAAAUAACUUCAAAUCGCAUCAAUUUCUUCUCUGUAAAUGAUACUAGAGAGAACAGCGAAAAGAAAAAUGAGUAUAUUGUGAGUCAAUUUAAAAACGUUACUCAGAGGUCCUUAGAGGACAAAAAAGUCCACAUCAAAAAACUGCCAUAAUAAUAUUAUAUAUUAAUAUUAUUUUCCACUUAAUCAACAUCAGUCCUGAUCAUAGCUACCAAAUAUUCAUUCAUUUUCAGGAUUUUAACCCUUUAAAUGCCAGUUUGUUUACUUAAUGCCACUGUUGUUCUUUACACACACACACACACACACACACGCACACACUUACUCACUCACACACACACACACACACACACACACACACACACACUCUGACAUCCAUACCAACACACACACACAAUUCUAUCUGCAUCAUUUAUUCAAUUAGCCUGCAGUGCUCUAUAAUACAGCAAACAGAGAAUAGGGGAAAAGCAUGUAUUUGCUCCAUAGGCUAAACAUGAGAAAAAUGGCGCCAUCUGGUGGAAAAUAUUAAUAAUGUAAAUGUUGAAGCCAGGGCUCCAGAAUGAAAGCAUAAUAUCAUAGAAUUCAUGAUUUUAUGCUUUAAUGGCACUGGGAUCAAAUAUUGCAGUUUUAAUGGGUUUCAAUGGGGACAUUUUUGUCCUGAAGUUCCUGAGUGUGACUAUUUUGUGUACACAGUGUAUUAUAGAUGUAUUAUAGAUGAAUUAUAGGAACUUUACAGUAAUAAUUGUAGCACAAUAACAAUAGUUUAACUCUGGUUAAUUUAGUAAAACUGUGGUUGGGUUAGUAAAGAAUUAAAUUAUGGUAUAAAAUUGGCAGCUUUUCAAAACGAAUUUCCACACUGAAAAGUGUUUAAUCUAUUACGAUUUAUGCAUUUACAUUUCAUAUUAAUAUUCAUUAAAUUGUUUAAUGUUGAACAAAAUGAUAUUAAUAAAUCUUGAAAUGUUUUUAUAAGAUUACUCAAGUGAGAUUGAUGUAAUUUUGUUAUAAAACCGGAAAAUUGAAUUAAUAACUUUAUGAGCUUUGCUUCUAUAUAUUUUCUUUAACUUAUCUGAGGGUUUCUCGGGGCAGAUCCUGGUUCCGCGCGGCAUCUCACGAAGUAGGUGAGUCACCUGACAGACGGACCUGUACCCGUUCAAAAAUUCCUCUCGCGAGUUUGAGCGAGGACACGGGCGUCACCCCGCGUCGUUAUUUUCCUUACUCAU
Messenger RNA from Myxocyprinus asiaticus (Chinese sucker), 4730 nucleotides. Its product is annotated as nuclear factor 7, ovary-like. The record is from RefSeq and is a predicted model, not a curated record. Lineage: Eukaryota; Metazoa; Chordata; Actinopteri; Cypriniformes; Catostomidae. Bases 622 to 1980 code for a protein of 452 amino acids. The transcript is spliced from 6 exons. Gene Ontology annotation, molecular function: protein binding; zinc ion binding.